Molecule: messenger RNA, 717 nt
Organism: Elephantulus edwardii (Cape elephant shrew)
Lineage: Eukaryota; Metazoa; Chordata; Mammalia; Macroscelidea; Macroscelididae
Product: tubulin alpha-3 chain-like
Exons: 1
Coding region: 1-717 (238 amino acids)
Biological process (GO): microtubule cytoskeleton organization; mitotic cell cycle
Cellular component (GO): cytoplasm; microtubule
Molecular function (GO): GTP binding; structural constituent of cytoskeleton
Source: RefSeq, a predicted model, not a curated record
AUGAAAAUGCAGCACAGACUAUUAAGACAAAAAUGGCAGAAGUGGCCCACGUACACCAACCUCAACCAUCUCAUAGAUUCUGCCUCCUUGCAGUUUGAUGGAGCCCUAAAUGAGGACCUGACGGAGUUCCAGACCAAUCUGGUCCCAUACCCUUGCAUCCACUUCCCCCUAGCCACCUAUGCCCCUGUCAUCUCUGCUGAGAAGGCGUACCACGAGCAGCUGUCAGUGGCCAAGAUCACCAAUGCCUGCUUCGAGCCGGCCAACCAAAUGGUCAAGUGUGACCCUCGCCACGGCAAGUACAUGGCCUGCUGCAUGCUGUACCGAGGAGAUCUGGUCCCCAAAGAUGUCAACGCUGCCAUCGCUACCAUCAAGACCAAGCGCACCAUCCAGUUUGUAGACUGGUGUCCGACUGGAUUUAAGGUGGGUAUUAACUACCAGCUGCCCACAGUGGUCCCUGGGGGUGACCUGGCCAAGGUGCAGUGGGCUGUGUGCAUGCUGAGCAACAUCACAGCUAUUGCUGAGGCCUGGGCACGCCUGGACCACAAGUUCAACCUCAUGUAUGCCAAGCGUGCCUUUGUGCACUGGUAUGUGGGCGAAGGCGUGGAGGAAGGGGAGUUCUCCGAGGCCCGGGAGGAGCUGGCAGCUCUGGAGAAAGAUUAUGAAGAGGUGGGUGUCAACUCUGUGGAAGCAGAGGCUGAGGAAGGGGAGGAGUACUAG